Alligator sinensis (Chinese alligator) is the source of this 3815-nucleotide messenger RNA. RefSeq names its product cyclin L2 (gene CCNL2). NCBI's taxonomy places the organism in Eukaryota, Metazoa, Chordata, Crocodylia, Alligatoridae. The transcript has 7 exons. Bases 1870 to 2775 code for a protein of 301 amino acids. Gene Ontology annotation, molecular function: cyclin-dependent protein serine/threonine kinase regulator activity. Gene Ontology annotation, cellular component: nucleus. The record is from RefSeq and is a predicted model, not a curated record. Gene Ontology annotation, biological process: regulation of transcription by RNA polymerase II.
ACUUCUCCUCUGCUGCCCAAGCGCUAUGGUGCAGGGAUAGCUGCCGUCUUCAGUCAAACCAAAGCAGGCUCUACAAAGAGAAGGCUGACUCUAGACAGGUGGUAUAUAUACGAUAGUAUAGUAACUGGCCAACUGCUGCUUGUGCUUAUCCUUUUGACUGUUUUUAUUGUUCGUUUUUUGUUGUUGUGCCUUUUGGAUUCUUGUAAAUUUUUAGAACUUGAUUGUCAACAUUUUGAAACCUGCUAAUGUUAAGUUUCUAGGACUGUGUUAAAACUGCUGUACUACCUUCACAGUGCAAAAAGCCAUUUUAAGAUGAGACUUGAGUCUUACGGGAUGGGGGGAGGGAAUGCAUUAAGUGAUUAAAAACUGUGAUAGACUUUUUUUCUUUGCCAUAAUUUGUGUAAAUUAUCUAAUCUGAUCCUUAUGAUAAAAGUUUACAAUUCAGAAUUAAGGGUAGUUAAUGCCAUGGGAUGUUUCUCCCACUACUGGAUUAAGUAGUGUUAAUGCAUGCAGAAUUCAUAUAAAAACUGGGGGUUUUAGAUGCUGAUAUUCUGCCUGUUCGGGAUGGGAAGAAGUAACCAUAGUAAAGCAGUGUUCCAGCCUUUAAGAUGUAUUUGGGACAUGGGUUUUUAUACAUAUAUAAAUGUGCUCAUGGUGGUUGCUCCAGUAUCUGAAAAUUGGGUAUCCAGUAUAAACGAUUAUUGAAAUGUGGUAGUUUUCCAGCAUUGCUGUUUCUAAACUAUUGUAACAAGAAUUCAUUCCUGUGUACACCCAGACCCAGAGCCCGAUGAUCGAGUGCACAGGUAGCAGCCUGUGAACAUGCUGUGUUGUUAGUUUGGCAAUUAUGAAAAGAAACACGAAUCGUCCUUCUUUGGAAUACUGCGGUUCCUACUGUCCGCCUAAGUGUCAUCAUCUUCUUAACAAAAUUGAUUUGUUGUGGCAUUAUAUUUCCUCAAAAGCCAAGUGUCAAGGUGCAAGAUAAACUAAUAGUUUUUGCUCCUACUUUUCCACGGUCACAGUCAUUCUGUUAGGACUGAGAUGUAGGAAAGGUCCUCAUGCCUAUGUAUAUACCUUUUUCAGUUGUUGCAGUGGAAUUCACAAGCAUCUCCUAUUUGCUCUCUGUAAAUACAGUUUUCUGUAAGCACAAUUUACAUGGACUCUCUGGGCUCUGGGGUGGGUGUCCUUGGGGUAGUGAAUCCUUGUAUCCUGGGUACCCACAUGGUCAGUUUUGGACUUCAUUCUGAAUGCUUGUUGCAGAAGUAUACAAAGACCUUUGUUCUGGGCUGAAUUCAGACAUUACCAUCUGAUAUCCUGCCUGAAAGAAAUGUUAUGUUCUUUUUAAAAAGCUUAACCCAAUUGAGCAUUUUAUUUGCCUGACUAAUUUAAAGUACAAAGUACUUGCAUCUGAAUUUACGGUUUUAGAAUUACACUUUUUAAAAAAUGUACUGACUGUGGAAUAUGUGCAAUAUCUUACAGUUUUCUCAUACUGUGAAUAUUCAUUUUAAGCAACCUUGUUGAAAUGGGACAGUUUGGAAAUGAUACUUUCAUAUGCCAAAGAAGAAGAGAUCUGCCUGAAACUGAGCCUUCUUCAGCAUUGAUGAUCCCCAAAGCACAGAUUUCUUCUACAGCUACUUUUUUACAUCAAAAUGGAUUCUGUUCUGGAUGAUGUCUUGCUGAUGGAGAAUUGACAUGUUGCCACGUGAACCGUACUGUGGAUGUGGGCACGAGCCGCGUUGGAUUGCUUUUCCCAGAAGAACUCCUUUGGAAUCUGUGGCUUUGAAUGGCACCCUGAGUCUACAUGUUUCUCCACAUAUGGGAUUGAGCCUAGAUUGCUAUAACUGAGUACUUUUACAGAUUAUAUUGAAUUACAUGAAUGAUAGCCUGCGAACGGAUGUCUUUGUCAGAUUCCAGCCAGAAAGCAUUGCCUGUGCCUGCAUAUACCUUGCAGCGAGGACACUGGAGAUUCCACUUCCCAAUCGUCCUCACUGGUUUCUACUGUUUGGAGCAACAGAGGAGGAAAUUCAAGAGAUUUGUUUAAAGAUUCUGAAGCUCUACACUCAGAAAAAGGUUGACUUACCUUAUCUGGAAAGCAAAGUAGAAAAGAAAAAGCUAGCCCUCGAAGAAGCAAAAGCCCAAGCGAAGGGUCUGAUACCAGACGGAACCCCCAGUUUGGAUACGACAUCAGGAUUUUCUCCUCUUCCUAAAACUGAGUCUCCAAAAGAUGGCAAAGGGAACAAACCUUCACCACUUCCUGUCCAGGCAAUGAAGAAUGCCAAAAGAAAAAUGGAGGGAGCAAAAAGAACAAAUCCUAACAGCCCUGUGAAUGGUAUUCAGAAAGGGGGAGAAAGCAGAAGCCGGAGUGGCAGUCGAGAGCAGAGUUACUCAAGGUCACCCUCGCGAUCAGCAUCCCCUAAGCACAGAAAAAGUGAAAGCUACUCUACAUCCAGCGGUUCCAAAUCUCAUAGCCGCUCCAGGAGUCGCAGCGAUUCUCCCCCAAGACAGUUCAACCAUGGUGCUAGUUACAAAGGCUCCAAGAUGAGGAGUUACAAAAAGUCCAAGGACUACAAAUACUCGGCGCACAAGCCAAGGAAGUCCCGUAGCAGGAGCUCAUCGCGUUCCAGGAGCCGAUCACGGGAGCGCUCCGAUCACUCGGGGAAGUACAAGAAGAAGAGCCACUACUACCGCAAUCACCGGCACGAGCGUUCCCGCUCCUAUGAGCGCACAGGCCAUCGCUAUGACCGGGACCACCCCGGCCACAGCAGGCACAGGAGAUGAGCAGUAAGGGGGUCUCUUUCUUUUGCACUGCAAAAAGAGCUCACCACCCCCCCCCCUUGCCCUACAUUUAGCUCUUGCAGCUUAAGGGUAACCUGGCUCACAAAUCACUGAAUUCCAGUGAGCUUCACUCAUAGCUGCUAACUCUUACUUGUUAGCAUGAAUCCAAAGGAAAGAUAUCAACAGAUCUGUGGUUCUGGAAGAUUUGAUGUGGUAAAUGCCUUGGUGGCUCUUGCUGCUUGGAGCAUCUGGUAACACUGAAGAGUCCUGUUGCAGUGGAUGCUUCUGUGCUUGCUCUUUGGGAAGGGGUGUGUUAACAUACAGUAGUGCAAUGCUAUGUUACUAUACUGUCAGACUCAAAGAAUGGAGAGCAAAAAUUUCCUCACUUGGCAGUGGAGCUGUCUGCUGCUCAGCCUCUCCUAACUGGACGUGAAAGCUCACGUUUCCCGAGAACCAUUGGAGUGGCUUGGUGCUAACAAAGCUCUCUUCGUACUGACUCUAUUAUGUUGUACAAAUAGAAAGUGAUUUUUUUUGUAGAAUUGAUGCCUAUAUUAGGUUCUCCGUGUGUAUAUAUUUUGCAGUGUUGAGCAGUACAAUACGGGAAAAUGGCCUUAUUAGCCCUUACACUUUAUUCACAAUGUAAAUAAGCAUUUGUUUCAUACCAGUGAAGGCUAUAUACUGAAAACUCAAAACUUGAACGCUCAGUUUAAAACUUGUGUAGAAAUUCUGAUAAAUGUGAAAGUAUCUAGCUCCAUGUAUUGAAAGUAGUAUAUUUUUUAUCCGUGCAAUGCUGCGUGCAGGCCACCAGCUCGUAAAUAGAAGUUUCAUAUAUAUACAUUUUAUGUGGUUUGAAUAACUCUAUACUCAGGAUCUUUGACACUCUGAAGAAAAUGGUAGUUUGUCAAUCUGCUUGCUUGUUUAAAAACAGAAGGUGUUUGAAAAAUUGUACACAGCCCAGCAGUAUCCGUUUUAGUGGUAUAUCUGAGCUGGUCUAUCCUCCCAUGCGCUCUAAUUUCAUUAAAGUAUUGGAUUUUGUAUUAAAA